ACAGAAAUAUUUGUACAUUUUUUUCCCUGGAUCUGUUUAACUGUAAAACCUGUAAGGUUUAAGUGACGUCCCAGUGGAGGUAGCGCACAGGACACAGGAAGAGUCUGAACAUAACGUAAGACCAUGGCAGCACGCUGGAGAAGAAUCCUGAUAAUAUUUGUGGCAGCUCAAGUACUAUUUGUGGUAAAUACCUUUGAGGAAGAGGAUGUACCCGAAGAAUGGAUUCUUCUUCAUGUUGUUCAAGGUCAGAUUGGAGCAGGAAACUACAGCUACUUGAGACUGAAUCACGAGGGAAAGAUAGUACUUCAGAUGCGGAGUUUAAAAGGUGAUGCGGACUUGUACGUAUCUGACAUGACGCUUCACCCCAGCUUUGACGAGUAUGAGUUACAGUCCGUAACUUGUGGCCAAGAUGUUGUCCACGUACCCGCACACUUCCGCCGCCCGGUGGGAAUAGGGAUUUACGGUCAUCCCUCUCACCUGGAGAGCGAGUUCGAAAUGAAAGUCUACUACGAUCGAACAGUUGUACAGUAUCCGUUUGGCGAGGCUUCUUACAACCCCGAGGAGAUGGAGGCAAACCAGAAAUACUCGCAGUCCACAGAAGAUGAAUCUCAGGAUGAGGAAUCUGUUUUCUGGACUAUACUUAUUGGAAUCUUGAAAUUAAUACUUGAAAUUCUUUUUUAAAUUGAUACACACUGGACUAAAUCACACUUCAGCCUGUGAAAUUGAACAUGAACGACUUGCUGUAAUAUUUAAUACUCUUUGUAAUGUUUCCUGAAGAGGUAUUCAGGUUACUUUUCCUAAACCAGAAAGGAAGUGGGGGAAAAAGCCAUAUUUAAUUUUAUAUUGUCAAUCCUCCCCGUAUGUAAAAUGAGCAGCAAGCACAGUAUUUGCAGUGUUCUUCAGAGAUCAGGGUUUA
Messenger RNA from Pygoscelis adeliae (Adelie penguin), 916 nucleotides. Its product is annotated as chromosome unknown open reading frame, human C6orf120. The transcript is spliced from 2 exons. Lineage: Eukaryota; Metazoa; Chordata; Aves; Sphenisciformes; Spheniscidae. The record is from RefSeq and is a predicted model, not a curated record. The coding region runs from base 124 to 681 and encodes 185 amino acids.